AUUUUUUUUUUCAAAAGUAUUGCAUGUAGAGAUUUUGAAUCCUACCUUUGACAUGGAAAUUAGUUGUCAUAUAUUCUGAAAUACAGAUAUCUGUUGAUGAUGGGGAGAAAGAAUCGGUCUCUGGCUUUUUACCCUGUAGAACAAAGAUUAACAAACUUCAAUUUUGCAGAGUCUCCUUUCUUUAAAGUCAGAUCUGCAGAAUCUGUGCAUUAUUAAUUUGUAUUCUGCCAUUUCCAAAAGACUACACAAAACAGUUUACAUAAAAAAUAACAAUCAAACAGUGAUUAAGUGGAUAAAAUCAUUAUUUUAAAAAUAAUUGAUUAAGAUCAAAGGCAGUUUUCUGAGAUGAGUGCAGGAGUAGAUGGAUUUGUUAGAGGAUUUGUGUCAUAUGGCCUAAACACUGGUUUCACUCAUCACACUAAGUUGUACAACAUUAGUUAUCACUGAGAAUAGAAGAUUCAUUCUUUAUUGUAAGCCUAAACCAAGCAAACCAUGUUGUGGCCAGGUUUGUUAUCACAUAAUAUGGACCACUAAAACUCAUAUUUCAUUAGAUAUGUAUUAUAUAUCUUAUGAUAUUGUAUAUCACUGUAUUUAACAAUUGAAAAAUUGCUUGUGCGUGUGUGUGUUUAACUUUGAAAAGUCCUUACCAUGAAGGCUACACUGACUCAAAUCCAGUCUCUAUUAACUGGGGUUUUUUUUCCCUAAUAAUGUACCUUUUUCUGUACAAAUGCCACUCUGGAUAAAAGUUUAAUAUAGGUGUUUAAAAUAUUGCCUUUUUCUUUAAUACCAAUUAUUGUGUUGUGUGUUUGUAGACUAGACAUUAUAAGAAAGGGACAGAGCUUGCUUUUAGUUUUCCAGAAAUAUACGGGAUGGGUAAAAAACGACUAAUUUGGUUGGGUUAUCCCUAGUUUGGUUGCCUGUAAGAUAUGACAGUGAAUAACAGACAAUUUUCUGCAGUAAGAGAAGAGUUUCAUAAUGAGCAUAAUGAUUUCAUCCAUCCUGCCUAUAAUCUAAGCACUCACCAUUUGCACGAUUCCACUAUGUGCCAGAGACAGCAGUAUAGAUUUGGUUAGAACAGCAUCAGGAGCAAUGCCUCAUUUCCAGCUAGUUCACCAAAAACUGCUUGUGCUUAUAAGAAUGGGUAGGGCUUAAGAGAGAGCAAUUAAGGUAUUAACAUGUCCAAUUCUUACGUUACCACAGCAUGGGAUUAGAGCUGCUGCUAUCUGGCCUACUCCCAUACAGCAAUCUUUACUUGGAAGAACCCAAUGGACUGUGUAAAUGUUGCAGUUCCUUCCCUUGUGUAGUCUUGUGGUAUCCAUGUCUGGAACUAGACCGGAGCCUGCAGCAAACUCUGAGCCCUUCAGUGUGCAUAAAAUGAAUGAAAACCUGGUUAUUAUCUUCAUAGAGAAGGGAACCCACCAAAACUAACAAGUCCAUCUCUGUUGCUCACCUCUUAAUCACUGGAAGUAUGUAUCUGUAGUCCUGGAGUGAUGCUAUAUGCAUUUCUGUCUUGCCUGCAGGGUCCUUCAUGGACUAGGCUAGGAAGCAAAGUCGAUAGCCAUCAUGGGGCAAAGUGAAUCGGAGCCACAAGAGGAACAAGAGGAUGCAACCCUGACAGUUGUGCUUUCCAACAUCAAGCUCUUUGUGGAGGAUCAGCUCCAGACCAGCAUGGUGUUGGGAGUCGUGAUAGGAGCUGUGCUCUCAGUGUUGCUUGUUUCUGCUUUGGUCCUGGUGUUAAUCCACCGGUUUCAUCUUCAAAAAGUUCAGGCUCAAGAGCAACCAAAAUAUCGAUUUCGCAAGCGGGAUAAAGUAUUGUUCUAUGGACGGAAGAUUAUGCGCAAGGUUUCUCAAUCUACAUCCUCCCUUGUAGACACCUCCAUGUCUGCUUCACGGCCACGCAUGAAAAAGAAGCUCAAGAUGCUAAAUAUUGCCAAAAAAAUCCUGCGUAUCAAGAAGGAGCUGCCAACCCUUCAGCUAAAGGAGCCACCCCCAUCUGUUUUGGAAGCUGAUCUCACAGAGUUUGAUGUGGCCAACUCUCAUCUCCCCUCUGAAGUACUCUACAUGUUGAAGAAUGUGCGGGUGCUAGGCCACUUUGAGAAACCCUUGUUCCUGGAAUUGUGCAAACACAUGACCUUUCAACAGUGCCAGCAAGGCGAAUAUGUCUUUCGCCCAGGUCAGCCUGAUACCAGCAUCUACGUGGUCCAGGAUGGAAAAUUGGAGCUCUUCCUGUCUGAACAGGAUGGGAAAGAGACUCUUGUGAAGGAGGUGUUCCCAGGGGACAGUGUGCACAGUCUUCUCAGCAUCUUGGACGUCAUCACGGGUCACCAACGGCCAUAUCGGACAGUGUCUGCACGAGUGGCUGAGGAUUCCACUGUGCUGCGUUUGCCGGUGGAGGCGUUUUCAGCGGUCUUUGAGAAGUAUCCUGAGAGCCUGGUCCGGGUGGUUCAGAUCAUAAUGGUUCGUCUUCAAAGAGUCACCUUCUUGGCCUUGCACAACUAUCUGGGCCUGACAAAUGAGCUUUUCAGCCAUGAGAUGCAGCCUCUGAGGCUUUUUCCCCAGUCGAGUCACCCCUCCCGCACAAGCCCUGUCUGGCACAGCAAACGCAUAAUUGGUGCUUCCUUUGUUGAGGACAACAAGGAUGGUGUUGGAAGGCAACCAGAUGCUUCUAAGGAUCAAGGUGAUCCCUUGAAAUCAGGUUCAUUAGAACCCCCUGUUCCUCCUCUGUUGAGCCGUUGCAUCUCCAUGCCAGUUGACAUUUCAGGAAUUCAGAAAGGCCCACGGUCAGACUUUGAUAUGGCCUAUGAGCGAGGCCGCAUCUCAGUGUCUCUUCAGGAAGACAGUACAGUUGCACUGGAUGGCUUUGCUCAAUCAGCUUCCCAAGAGUCCCGUGAACGAAAGUCUGUGACAGUGGAGGAGCAGCCAUCAGGGAUCUACCAUUACAACUAUUGUGAGGAUGACUCAGCAACUGGGGAUUGUCCAUUUGGGCCGUACCAAGGCCGCCAGACUAGUGCCAUUUUUGAGGCUGCCAAGCAGGAGCUGGUCAAACUCAUGAAGAUUGAGGAUUCAUCCUUACUAAACAAUCGGGUGCUUCUGCACCAUGCCAAGGCAGGAACAGUGAUUGCCCGUCAAGGAGAUCAAGAUGUCAGCUUGCACUUUGUACUGUGGGGCUGUCUGCACGUUUACCAGCGGAUGAUUGACAAGGCCGAAGACGUGUGCCUCUUCUUGGUGCAGCCUGGGGAGAUGGUGGGCCAGCUAGCAGUGCUUACUGGAGAGCCGCUUAUUUUCACCAUCAAAGCGAAUCGUGAUUGCACUUUCCUUAAGAUCUCCAAGUCUGACUUUUACGAGAUUAUGAGAGAACAGCCAAGUGUGGUACUGAGCGUGGCUCAUACUGUGGCAGCCCGCAUGUCUCCUUUUGUGCGUCAAAUGGACUUUGCUAUUGAUUGGAUGGCAGUAGAGGCUGGGCGAGCACUUUACAGGCAAGGCGACAAGUCUGACUGCACCUAUAUUGUGCUGAAUGGGCGCUUGCGCUCUGUCAUCCAGAAGGCCAAUGGCAAGAAGGAGUUGGUUGGGGAAUAUGGGCGUGGGGACCUCAUUGGAGUGGUAGAAGCUCUGACCCGUCAAGCCCGAGCUACUACUGUCCAUGCUGUGCGGGACACAGAGUUGGCCAAGUUGCCAGAAGGGACUCUCAACAACAUCAAAAGACGCUACCCUCAGGUUGUCACCCGCCUUAUCCACCUACUGAGUCAGAAGAUCUUGGGGAACCUGCAGCAGUUACGUGGCCCUUUCCCAGGUUCAGGUCUUGGCAUGGCAUCCAGCUCAGAACUGACCAAUCCAGCUAGUAACCUCUCAACAGUGGCAGUCCUUCCCGUGUGUGAUGAUGUGCCCAUGGCUGCCUUCACCUUGGAACUCAAACAUGCUCUGAAUGCCAUUGGCCCAACCCUGCUGCUCACCAGUGACAUUAUCCGUGCUCGUCUUGGGGCAUCAGCACUGGAUAGUAUCCAUGAAUAUCGGCUGUCUGGCUGGCUCGCUCAGCAAGAGGACAUCCACCGCAUUGUCCUGUACCAGACCGAUUACACCUUGACCCCUUGGACAGUGCGUUGCAUCCGGCAAGCUGAUUGCAUUCUCAUUGUGGGCCUGGGGGACCAAGAGCCUGCGCUGGGUGAGCUAGAGCAGAUGCUGGAGAACACAGCAGUGCGGGCCCUAAAGCAGCUCAUCCUCCUGCACCGUGAAGAUGGCCCCAGCCCUGCCCGCACUGUGGAGUGGCUCAACAUGCGAAGCUGGUGCUCAGGGCAUCUACACAUCAAGUGCCCACGCAGGGUCUUUUCUCGACGCAGUCCCAACAAACUGAGAGAGAUGUAUGAGAAAGUCUUCGAAAAGAAUGCUGAUCGUCACAGUGACUUCUCCCGUCUGGCACGAGUCCUUACAGGCAACACUAUCGCUCUGGUUCUGGGUGGCGGUGGAGCCAGGGGCUGUUCUCACAUUGGCGUGAUCAAAGCCAUGGAGGAAGCUAGUCUCCCUAUCGAUCUGAUUGGCGGCACCUCAAUUGGCUCCUUCAUUGGGGCCCUUUAUGCAGAGGAGAGGAGUGCAGUGCGCACAAAGCAGCGAGCCAGAGAAUGGGCCAAGAGUAUGAAUUCGGUGUUUGCAACUGUGCUGGAUCUCACCUACCCCAUCACUUCCAUGUUCUCUGGCUCUGCCUUCAACACCAGUAUUCACAAGGUGUUCCAGGAUAAACAGAUUGAGGAUCUAUGGCUCCCAUAUUUUAAUGUGACAACAGACAUCACAGCUUCUGCCAUGCGAGUGCAUAAAGAUGGCAGUGUGUGGCGCUACGUCCGGGCCAGUGCAUCUUACACCCCCUAUUUGCCUCCUCUCUGCGAUCCCAAGGACAAUCACUUGCUUGUGGAUGGCUGCUAUGUUAACAAUGUCCCAGGCUCGCUGUGGCGGUAUGUGCGAGCUAGCAUGACCCUUUCCGGGUACCUACCGCCACUCUGCGACCCCAAGGACGGCAAUUUACUGAUGGAUGGCGGCUACAUCAACAACCUUCCAGCUGACAUUGCUCGUAACAUGGGUGCCAAGACUGUCAUUGCCAUUGAUGUUGGAAGCCAGGAUGAGACUGACCUCUGCAACUAUGGGGAUAGCCUAUCAGGUUGGUGGUUGCUCUGGAAACGCCUCAACCCUUGGGCUGAGAAGGUCAAGGUACCUGACAUGGCAGAAAUCCAGUCCCGCCUGGCCUAUGUCUCAUGUGUGCGACAAUUGGAGGUUGUGAAAAACAGUUCAUAUUGUGAGUACCUUCGGCCUCCCAUCGAUCGCUUCAAAACCAUGGACUUUGGAAAGUUCGACGAAAUCUAUGAUGUAGGUUAUCAGCAUGGAAAAGUGAUAUUUGGCGGUUGGUGCCGCGGUGAUAUAAUUGAAAAAAUGGUUCAGGACCGGCACUCAGCAGACUUCUAUGAGAGCAAACGCAUGGAUGUGUUGAUGUGCCCUAGUGGAGGAUUCACAGAUCUGGCAGAGAUUAUCUCUCGCAUUGAGCCAGCCAAGAGCUAUCUGUCUGAAGGCUAUGCCGAUGGAGAAGAGUCAGAUUAUCUAACUGAGUAUGAGGAGGAAGGAAUGGAUGCUGUGCGGGAGGAAGAGGGGCAGGAGCUGCUGUUUGCCCCUGCCGAGCAAAAUGCUGUCUUUGAAACGGAUGAAGAAAAAAGCCUGCGUCAUCGCCGGGGAACCUCCCAGGAACUUCCUACCCCUCUAGCAACUCCCAAGGGGCCUUAAUGCUGAGUCUCUGUGACCAAACCUUGAGGUGCUGCAUAGGUACAAAGCCCCCAAGUCACCUCCUGUAAGAAGUUUUACUGUCUGGCAGGCACAGUCAAGAAUCUCGUGGGUGCUUUUAGCACCACCUGCUGUCUUAGAAGAUGACCUGCUGGAACUGUUCCUCCUGGCACGAACUGUAGAGCAUUGCAAAAUGGAUCUGGCACAGAAUUACCUACCUGCGACAACAUCCAGUUCUGGUUGUGUAAAAGGAUGGGGAAGGGCUGGCCCUCAUGCAAUCUUGGUAAUUUCAGAUCUGGAAUUGUAACCACUGACUUGUCUAUAGGGCAGGGGCGUGAAGUUGAGAGACGGUUGCUAAUCCUUACCCUCCAGCUUGCUGUGACAUGAAAUAACCCUGAAGCAUGGGGGAGACGCAGAAAAGCACUUUACUAACACAGGGUAGGAAAAUGGUAAAUGGUAGUAGUGCCCAAAAAGAGUGAUUCGGUGUCCUGUCAUUUCCUGGUCCCUGACCUUGUCUUUUUAGCCACACUGAAGGAGUGGGAUGUGAUAUGACGCUGUCCCACGGCGGUGCCCCCAUCUACCUCCCUGCUGCUCCUUGAGCCUUUCCACUCCAGAAUUAGCAGUUAUUUCAGCCCCUCCACUGGACGAGGUGCAGAAGUCUGUGUAGCUUCUGCGUUGACUAACGUAGUCCUGCUUCAAGCUUAGCCCCAACACCUCUUGAGUUUGACAUUCCUAGCCAGCCAGAAGGGUUAAGCUGUGGGCUGCACUGACUGUUCUCUGUUUGUUUUGUUUUUUAAUGAAACAAGUGAAAAUGG
Messenger RNA from Python bivittatus (Burmese python), 6569 nucleotides. RefSeq names its product patatin like domain 6, lysophospholipase (gene PNPLA6). Gene Ontology annotation, molecular function: phosphatidylcholine lysophospholipase A1 activity. The record is from RefSeq and is a predicted model, not a curated record. Gene Ontology annotation, biological process: lipid metabolic process. Gene Ontology annotation, cellular component: endoplasmic reticulum. Lineage: Eukaryota; Metazoa; Chordata; Lepidosauria; Squamata; Pythonidae.